Linderina pennispora is the source of this 1176-nucleotide messenger RNA. RefSeq lists its product as uncharacterized. The coding region runs from base 123 to 1145 and encodes 340 amino acids. NCBI's taxonomy places the organism in Eukaryota, Fungi, Kickxellomycota, Kickxellomycetes, Kickxellales, Kickxellaceae. The transcript has a single exon. The record is from RefSeq and is a predicted model, not a curated record.
CCAAGGUCUACACCUGUUGGCUCACCAUCUCUCCCGCAUCCUUUCCUCUGUACGCUGGUCGUGCAUAGCAUACACUUUUAACGACAACCUUCUGUUCAUUCUUCUAACGCCCACCUGCAAGCAUGAGGCUCUUUACCUGUGUCGCUGCUGUUGCUGUAUUUGCUGCUUCCACUGCAGCCCACGCAUCACUCAAGUUCCCAUGCCCACGCUACUCGCCGUUCGGUCAGGACUGCCCACCGAUUCCUGCUGGCCAGUCAGCCGAUAGUGGCAUCAACGCUCCAAUCAGCUCCAUGACGCUAGGCGAAAAGAAACCGCUCUGCAAGUAUACCACUCCCUUUGGCUCGCCGUCGGCAACCUGGACUGCUGGUCAGUCUGUUACCGUCAGCUUCCAUGAAAACAUCGCGGCACACUCUGGGGGACAUGGCCAGUUCUCAAUCUCGUAUGACAGCGGCCAGACAUUUGCUGUGCUUCAUGAGGUGCUGCGCUACAUGUUUAUUGGAUCCAAGCCCUCAGGACUAACGAACACGGCGUCUGUUAUGAGCUACACAUUCACUUUGCCUCAGGAUCUGCCGAGCUCCGACAAGGCUGUGUUCUCGUGGUCCUGGGUCAAUGCCUCGGGAAACCGCGAGUUCUAUAUGAACUGCGCUGAUGUGGCCAUCAAGGGUGGAUCGUCGUCGUCGUACACCGGGAAGGAGAUGACCAUUGCCAACUAUCCAGGCUAUCCGAGCAUCCCCGAGUUCAACGGCAACUACGAUACAGGAAUUGAUCUUUACAGCGGCGCAAAGCAAAUCACUGUCGGUCCCAGUGGUGGUUCAGGAACUGGGACCACUGGUAAUUACACCAGCCCAAACCCGGCUACCGGCUCAACUGCUCCGGCUUCACCAGGCCAGCCAUCCCCAGCCCAAAGUUCAAUGGAUCAGUCUCUGCCAUCCCAAGGUGCUCCAGUCCCUUCGUUCGGCCAAGGUUCCUCGAUUUCUUCUCCAGCUCAGGACUCUGCAACCCCCAUGUCCGCAGUCCAAGGUGCCUCGGCUCCUGCAACUACACCCCUGGGUACUGUGGUUCCCACAGCCCCAGUCCAAGGCCCUGCAGCUCCCACGUCCUCUGCACCCGCGUACAUGCAGCCAUCCAAUACGCAGGCUUACUAGUAGUUUCGCUCACCAUUGCUCUCGAUACUGA